GGAGUCAUAAGAAGCAUGAGGUCAAUGCGGAAUUUCGAAACUCGAAUUAAUAGACAAAAUUAAAUGAAAGAUAUCUUCGGAAAAGCUGUCGUCUAUGCUUAAAAGCGGCAAAGUAAUCUAAAUUCAAAACGUUCAUGUGAUUUACGCAUUCAGUACGUAUGUGUGUAAGAUAAGGCACAAAAAUUUACAUCAAAAUUGCAGCAAGAGGAUAAUUUUUAUUGGAAACAUCAUGUACACACUCAGCAAAGGGCGGAGCAAAGUUGUCACCCAGACGCGUCGUGGAUUGCCACAGAAUAUCGAAAAAUUCGAGAGCAUAAAGAAAGAGGUGGUCACCAAAAAGUCUAGUAGCUUCGAUACAAAUAGUUCCGAAAAGCCAAGCAAUAUACCCCGCCCGGUUUUUCACAAGCCAAAAGUUGUUCCAGCCCGAAAGUUAGUUAAAGUUAAAGAUGAUGAGGCCAUGACGCAGCAGCACGAGGAGAUCGUUGAGUUUGUUAGUGACUCCUGGAACGAGUUGGUUGCAGAAAAUGCCAAUAUUGCGUUGUCACUAUCACAAGGCUCCACGGACAACCCUGAGGAGAUGCUACAGGCCGAUCCCAUUCAGAAUAAUGCCAGCGGAUCAGGGGACUGCGUCCAACCCACUGCCGUCGUGUGGAUAGAGCCAUCUAGUGCCGAGUUGAAUGAUUUCAAGCCCUUCAAUUUAGACGACUGGCUGAGUCAGCGUUUAUUCAAUAACAUUACCCAGAAUCUUUAGACGAAACUUUCGCUUCCCUUAAUUGGCUUCGAUAUCCAAAAAAAAAGCAAUCUGAAGACAGUUGUGAUAUCAUCGUAAGAUGAGAGAGUUUGAAGAAAACCAACCUUUAAGAGACUGGAAAAGUACAGGGAAUUCCAAGAUUUACCAAAUGCGCAGGCAAAACUUAGUCAUUUUUCACUUUCUAUUUUAUUGUUUUUAAAGAAUGCUUUUACAUUUAGGAAUCAAUUAUAUAAAUAUAAAUACUGAAUAUUAUUAUUAUAAUAUUACAAAUAAACUGCUCUUCAGAGGAUGUAGCUAAGAGGUAUAAGUUAUUGGAAUUUAUAGCUAAUGAGUCAGUUAAAUCCACACCACAAACCUCUCAACACAACUAAAUACGUCAUUUUAUGGCAACACCCUCUCCUGAUAAGGCAAGCAUAUUCCAGAAUCAACCAAUUGGGAUUGCGUGCGCAAAAUUUGUUUAAAAAAGAUAAGAGUUUGACCCGUCCAACGCUUGAAACUCAUCUAUUUUGCACACGAACUGAUAAGGCCAGACCAAUCGUACUGAAAACAAACAUUUGUCUGCCUCCAAACUUGUGCAAUUUUGCACUCGUUUUACUCGUUUUCUUUCGAUGGAUAUAUAUAUAAGGAACGUGAAUUGUGGAUAGAUCAACAGUUUUGUGCGAAACAAUCAAGUAGAUAACUUUCAAAUUCAAUUUUAAAUCCAAAUUCAUCAUAAUAAUGGUUUGCAAAGGCUGUGGAACAAAUUGCCAGUGCACAGCACAGAAAUGCGGAACAGGUUGCUCCUGCAACAAGGAUUGCAAUUGCGUGUGCAAGAAUGGACCAAAGGACCAAUGCUGCAGCAACAAAUAACUACAAAUUACCUAAGAGUUUCAAUAAAUGUUUGUAAAUUAAUUGGCGUGCAAUGGAAAAACACCUGAAUAGGGAUCCCGGGAGAAGGAAAAUAACCCAAUCUUCAUUCGUUGAAUUCAAAUUAUGA
Molecule: messenger RNA, 1727 nt
Organism: Drosophila willistoni
Lineage: Eukaryota; Metazoa; Arthropoda; Insecta; Diptera; Drosophilidae
Product: metallothionein-2
Exons: 4
Coding region: 1469-1600 (43 amino acids)
Molecular function (GO): metal ion binding
Source: RefSeq, a predicted model, not a curated record